Dendrobium catenatum is the source of this 1374-nucleotide messenger RNA. RefSeq lists its product as uncharacterized. The transcript is spliced from 14 exons. Bases 350 to 1225 code for a protein of 291 amino acids. The record is from RefSeq and is a predicted model, not a curated record. Lineage: Eukaryota; Viridiplantae; Streptophyta; Magnoliopsida; Asparagales; Orchidaceae.
GUUUACCAGGGAUAAGAUCACAGAUUUAAUUGCUUCCCAAGCUUUGCAAAGUUUGCAUGAUGGCAAUAUAACACUCGUGGAGAAAGAUAGACAUUUUACUGCUUGCAUUAUUCUUCCUUCUCUUUGCAAUGGACACAUCUUAGGACUGAGCAAACUGCCCCCUGUUGGAGAGAAUUUUGAACUGUUGGAGGAACUUUGGAAAUUUAAGCAUGGUCAACCUUUAUCGAGUGAUUACUAUGUCAAUGUCCAUUUCAGCUAUGGAGGACAAGCAUACAAGCAAUGGUUGCCCUCAGCUUUUGUUCUUCGAGGUUCAGGGUUGUCUCCAGCCCCACAGACAGUUAGAUCUUCAAUGGCAGUUAAUGCUUUGAACUCUUUCAUUAGUACCAUAGGAAGUUCAGAUUUCUUUGGUCAAGGUCCGCUGAAAGUGAAGGAUGUAUCUUCACUUGAAACUCCUAUGAUGCAACCUGGCUGGAAAGCGGUCGGAACUGCAAGUAUUGACAAUAGAAUCAAUACUUCUGCAACUGAUCAAUGCCUCACUUCCCAGAACCUCCAUUUAACUUUAGAUUUUCGCACCAGAAAACCAGCUUAUUGGUUUAUUUCUGCUAAUAGUAUGUUGGAUCAUGAAAAAAAUCUUUCUGCUGCCUUGACAAGCGAUGGAAUGACAGAAACUACAACAACAUGUGUUUUUCAACUCCCAAUCCCAAAACCAUUGAAUGAAGUUGUGCAAGCAACAGCAAAACUUCCACCUGUUAGUCAAUCUGAAACUUAUCAAAGAGAUUCAGGUUAUAGAAAUGAUACAAUUGCCAUUAUUAAGCCUGCCUCAGCCCCAUCUAAUGCGAUGGAAGAAAGCAUUUUACGACAAAGAAAAGUGGACAAUUUACCAUGUAAUUCUAAAGACGUGAGAGACAAAGUGAUGAGCGAUUCUUUGACUCAUAAUUCUUUUUCAAAGGCUCAAAAAGCUGAAAAAAAUGAAGCCUUGGGUAAGAGGAGCUUUGACAAAGAAAACAAGAGUAAAGAAGGUAAAUCUGAUGCUUCCAUGAAGAUGAAGACAAAGCAAAACUCCGAUAGUUCCGAUGUAAUUUCGAAGGUCUUUGACUUCCAUGCAAGAGGUAAGCUACAAUCUCUUACUGUUUCGGAUCUAAAAUGCUUUCUUGCUAGUAAAAAGAUGAAGGUAGGCGGUAAAAAAGAAGAGCUCAUUGGACGAAUUACCGCAAUGCUUGACUGAUUAUUGAGUUUCCAACUUUACUCUUUUGUCCUUUUUUUGGGCAAAAUUUUACAUUUUAUUGCACUUAAAAUAAUGGAGAACUUGAAGAGGAUAAAUAUAUGUGGAUUGCCAUCCUAUCAUGAUUUCUCGGUGACUUUGGCUUUGAAGCG